Messenger RNA from Pygocentrus nattereri (red-bellied piranha), 3519 nucleotides. It is a transcript of the gene ksr1b, whose product is annotated as kinase suppressor of ras 1b. Gene Ontology annotation, molecular function: ATP binding; protein kinase activity. NCBI's taxonomy places the organism in Eukaryota, Metazoa, Chordata, Actinopteri, Characiformes, Serrasalmidae. Gene Ontology annotation, biological process: protein phosphorylation. The record is from RefSeq and is a predicted model, not a curated record. The coding region runs from base 301 to 3060 and encodes 919 amino acids. The transcript has 20 exons.
GUGAAGAAAGUGAGCGACCAGCUGAGGAGCGGAGAGACGUGGGGAGACUCUUGAGGAUUUUCGGCACUUCACAUGCACACGAGAGCUGACCACGCUGGCUGAAGGUCCACUUAGUGCGGACGACAAUGUUUUUUAGACCCCGUAGACGAGGUUUUGAGUGAUGUAGGUCGCGUUUUGUACAGCGUGCUCUCCUUCAGGAAGACUCCUCACUCGGCUCAGCUCAGCUCAGCUCCGCGCAGUUAGUGUCAGUGUAUGUGUUCAGCAUGUGUCUACAGAGCCCGUCGUGCCCCAAGCUGACGGAUGGCUAACGGGGAGGGCAGCAGCUCGGACAUGGCAGCAGCAGCCCUGCAGCAGUGCCAGCUUCUCCAGAACAUCAUCGACAUCUCCAUCUGCAGCCUGAAGGGACUCCGCACCAAGUGCACCGCAUCGUGUCACCUCACCCAGCAGGAGAUCCAGACACUGGAGGUGAAGCUGUUGAAGUACAUCACUAAGCAGCUGCAGUGUAAGCAGAGAGUUCCAGUUUGUGAACGCUCACUGGCCCUCGACUCGUACCCACACCUCGUAGACUGGCUCCACACCAUCAACCUCAGGCCUGAGCUCAUACAGGCAGUACCAGUGAAGCUGUCUCUAGAGGGGAUGCUGCAGAUGUCAGGUGCUCAGGUGCAGGAGACCAUGAGGAAACUGGGCUCCAGUACUGAAGAGUGUUCCCGCAUCACUGCUGCCCUCUCCUGCCUAAAGAGUGCCACUGACUCAAGUCAGUCCCACUCCUCCUGCGCUGCUGCAGGAACAGGGCGGGAGCUGAAAGAUGAUGGAAUUCCCUGGAUAGUAGAGCCUCCUCUUACCUCCUCAGGCUCCUGCGCUCCUCGCUCUGUCUCUGUGUCCACCGUGCCCUCCCUGGAUUAUCCCAACCUGUACUUCUGUGACGGACUCGCUGACCCAUUUCACCCCUCACCUCAGAUGGAUCGGCGGACUUUGGGCCUGGCGUCGACUCCUCCUUUGACCCCACCUACCAACAGGAUCGCUCUGUUGAAGCCCCCACGCACCCCUCCGCCCCCAUCUAACAGACUGCGGCAGCUCUUGCCCACACUCGCCCUGCCCCGUAGCAAGAGCCACACCCAACUGGCAAACCGAGUGGAUGAGCUUGCGCCCAGCAAGAAUGGGAAGAAGAAGCCACAUCUAAAUGUGCAGGUGAACGGUGGAGGGAAUGGCUAUGAAGACAUGCCAUCCCACUCAACGCAGCUCUCUGCCUGGUCUCCACACACUCUACCCAACACACCCAUCUUGCUGGAGAGCAACACACUGAGAACACUCCCAAAAAAUUCUCCACAGACUAUACGGAGGGAUUUUGGCCUUACUUUCUCACACAGAUUUUCCACCAAGUCAUGGCUCUCUCAGACUUGUGAGGUGUGUAAGAAGAACUUGAUGUUCGGCGUGAAGUGUAAACACUGCAAGUUAAAGUGCCACAACAGGUGUACCAAAGAGGCACCUCACUGCAAGCUACCCUUUCCAGUUACACCAAUCAGAAGAACGGAGUCAGUUCCAUCAGACAUCAAUAACAGGGUAGACCAAAAGCAGCUGUCUUCAAAAUCUGAAACAUUACCAAAUCCAAUAAACAAAAAGGACCAGCCUCCAUCUGUGAGUCAGCUGGACUCCAGCAGUAACCCCUCUUCUACCACCUCCUCCACGCCUUCUUCACCUGCUUUCAGCCAGAGUAACCCACCCAGUGCUACUCCACCCCCAAACCCCUCACCCAAAUGGCCUCGGGACAGCCGCUUUAACUUUCCAGCUGCCUGCUACUUUCAACUCAGACAACAGUUUAUCUUCCCUGAUGUGUCACAUCCUGAUGGCAGUCAGGACAGAGGUGAGACAGAGCAAGUAGCAAGUGAGCUGACACUGCAGUCUGUGAAACAGGAAGAAGCUGUGAAUGAGGAUGUGAAUGAUGAUGAUCAAGAGGAGCAUGAGAGGCAAGAAGAUGCUGCUUAUGAUGAUGAAGGUGAAGGUGAAGACGAUGAUCUAGAUGACCUGCCCAACUCCAGGAGUCCUUGGAAAGGACCCAUCUCCCGCAAGCAUAGCCAGACCAGUGUGUACCUGCAGGAGUGGGAUGUGCCUUUCUGGCAGCUGGAGCUGGGUGAGCUGAUUGGAAAAGGUCGCUGGGGGAAGGUACAUCGGGGCCGCUGGCAUGGUGAGGUGGCCGUGCGUGUGCUGGAAAUAGACGGAAAUAAUCAAGAUCACCUAAAACUCUUCAAGAAGGAAGUAAUGAACUACAGACAGACUCGGCAUGAGAAUGUGGUGCUGUUUAUGGGAGCCUGCAUGAACCCACCCCAGCUGGCUAUCAUUACGAGUUUCUGCAAGGGCCGGACGCUGUACUCUGUUGUGAGAGAUUCUAAAACCUCACUUGACAUCAAUAAAACGAGGCAAAUCGCUCAGGAAAUUGUAAAGGGAAUGGGGUAUCUCCACGCAAAGGAAAUUGUGCACAAAGACCUGAAAUCCAAGAAUGUGUUUUAUGAUGCGAACAAAGUGGUAAUCACAGAUUUUGGCCUAUUUGGCAUGUCUGGAGUGGUGCAAGAGGAUCGGCGAGAAAAUGAGCUGAAGCUACCACGUGGCUGGAUCUAUUACCUGGCUCCUGAGAUUGUGCAGAGGAUGUGUCCUGGCAACGAUGAGGAUCGGCUUCCUUUCUCCAAAGCUGCUGACGUUUAUGCCUUUGGCACUAUCUGGUACGAGCUGCAGGCACGGGACUGGCCCCUUACUAACCAGCCAGCUGAGGCUGCUAUCUGGCAGCUAGGAAGUGGAGAAGGCAUCAAACGGCAGCUGUCCCAGAUCAGUGUAGGAAAGGAAGUCACAGAGAUCUUGUCAGCGUGCUGGUCCUUUGAGCUGGAGGAAAGGCCUACGUUCUCUCAGCUCGCUGACCACCUGGAGAAGCUUCCCAAGCUCAACCGCAGACUGUCCCAUCCUGGACAUUUCUGGAAGUCUGCGGACUCGUGGCGUCAUCACUGUCUGAGGGAGGACUGUAGCCAAGGCCUGCGCUCUCGCUGCCCCUACGUUUACAAAUACGACAGUUAGACAGGUGUGCACAGCUACAGCACACUGAAGCAUGGCUGGUCCAUGAAAAGAACUGAUGGAUCUUGUGUUUGCACAGGGUGUUUGUAUUUUAGAGAUCAAGUGUUUUGCUUUAUGGACUGUUUUCUUUUGUGAAAGCUGUUGGUUCUGAGUUUGUGUCUUGUGUAACAGUCUUUACUUUGCACUGCUGCCUUAGAGGAGUAGUACAACCAAAUAUGCUAAUGUAGCUAACAGUGAAUUAAAGGCAUUAGCAUGAUGUCAUUUGCACAGUUCUAAUUAGUGGCUUUUCACCUUUUUUCACUGUGAGGAUUUCUGACUGGACUAUUCCUUUAACCUAAAGAUCCAGCAUUGUGCCAUCUGAUUACCUCUUAAUUAUUUUAAAUUAACAUGUUAGUUAAAAAGUUUCUCAAAGCUUAUCAUGUUGUUAAUAAUAAUAAGAAGAAUAAUAUAAUAAUAAUAAUA